Anoplopoma fimbria (sablefish) is the source of this 5136-nucleotide messenger RNA. RefSeq names its product RecQ helicase-like 4 (gene recql4). Gene Ontology annotation, biological process: double-strand break repair via homologous recombination; DNA replication; telomere maintenance. Gene Ontology annotation, molecular function: zinc ion binding; 3'-5' DNA helicase activity; four-way junction helicase activity. The coding region runs from base 118 to 4941 and encodes 1607 amino acids. NCBI's taxonomy places the organism in Eukaryota, Metazoa, Chordata, Actinopteri, Perciformes, Anoplopomatidae. The transcript is spliced from 28 exons. Gene Ontology annotation, cellular component: chromosome; nucleus; cytoplasm. The record is from RefSeq and is a predicted model, not a curated record.
UCGUUAGCUUUCCCCUGAUAGCUGCUAUGCUCUAAUUAUGUAAGUUUAUCAAUGGGAGUUGACAUUUAAUUUAUUUAAAUCUGACUGCUGAGGCGUACCGACCCUGUUCACGGUAAUAUGGAUCGAUACAACGAGGUGAAACUCCAGCUGAAAAGCUGGGAGCAGGGGUUUGUUAAAGACCACCAGAGGAAACCAAACAAGGAGGACAUUGACCAAGCUCCAGAAGAGACCAGAAAGAUGUAUAAAGAAUACCGCAGUUUGAAACAAGCCAAAGAAAACAGCAGCAGUGAUGCAGCCAGUGGGUUCAAUGCUGAACAGGCCACAUCUACAGCUGGGAUCAACACAGUCCAGAAGGAGGAGGACUGUUGGGGUGCCCAUCUGAACCGCAGUUCAAUGCCUAUAUCUUCUCCCAGACUGACACCCGAGGACAGAGACAGUCUUAAGGCGUCUGCCCAGUACUAUGGCCUAAAGCUUAAAAGUAACCUGGGAACACUCUGUAAGGAGAGACCUGUCUCACUGAAGAAAUCUGUUGUUCAUGGUCGGGUGCCUCUAAACUCCUUGAAACACGGACAAACUGGACAGUCAAACAGCUCUGUUGCUGCCGGUGCCACUCUCAAGAUCACUUCCUCUGAACCCAAAUCCAGCCCUUUCACACCAAGAAGAUUUAACCCGGGCCUUGGGUCCCUGGCUUCAAAGACACCCCAGAAAGUGGAGCCUGAGGAGUCAUUUGAACAAUUUGAGCCUGUCAGAGAUUCUUGUGAAGAACCUGCUAGUGCUGCCAGUAGUUGUAGUAGUACUAGUAAUAUUAGUAUUAAGAAUAAUACUAGUAAAGUUAUCAGUUCACAAAAAACAAAUGUCUCUUGUCUCGCUCCCUCUCCAGCCAGACCUUCUUCCUUGUUGUUGUCGUUAUCUUCUCCACGUAGUGUAGGAAGUUCAAUGAAAACUAUAGGAGCUCCAGGAGACAAAAAAGAAAAUGUUGAAACUUUAGGAACACCACAUAAGGGUGUGGAUGAGGAAGGUGUUGGAACUUUGCUUAGCUUGAGAGGAAGCCCUCAGGUUCUUGGAGGUUUCAGAGGAGGAGUUGGAGGCAGAGGCAUUGGAGGGAAGCCCUCUCCUGCCAGCAGACUGAGUUUUGUUGACAGGAAGUGGCUGGAGAGGUGUCAGGUGUUUGGAGAGAUGGUGGCUGAGGUGAAGCCUGGAGCAGGCAACCAGGAUAUAGAGAUAGAGAAAGGAGAAGAGGGAGCUAGGGGGAGAGAAACUGAAGGAAAAAUACAAAUAGAGGAAAGAGCGGGAAAAGAAGAAAUGGAUGCAGAGGGAGAAAGAAGAGAGGAAAUAGACUUGGGAAGAGACAAAGGGUUUAAGAGUAUCACAAGUGACAAAAAUGUCAGCGAUAGUGCACCAAAAUCUUCUCCACAACACACUGGGGGAAGGAAAGAAAAAGCAAAAAGGAAGGGAGGUGAGGCGAUGGAAAAAGGAUUGACGCCACCUUUAACACCAGAAGACGAAAAUAAAGCUAGUCACAAAUCGAAAGAUACAAAGAAGAGAGGGAGGAAAAGGGAGAGAGAGGGAGAGAACAUGGAGGGAGAGACGACAGAGGAGGGAGGAGUGAAGAAGAGACGUAGGAAUGGCAAAAAGAAAGAGAGCUCUGAUGUAAACACCAGCCCAGUUCAAGUAGCAGGGAAGAAAAAGAGAGCCAAGAAAAAGGGAGACGAAGAUGAAGACGCAGAAGAAGAGAAAGAGACCAAGGAACCAAAAAAGGUUCCUCAGGAGAACUUGUUUGGAGAAAUGGAGGAAGACUAUGCAGCCAGGAGAAUGCAUCGCACUCAGCCGGUCAGAGCCAGCGGCAAGAAAGGCCCAGAGGGUAACUUUGUGAAGAUAAAUCUGAAGAAGAAAUCUCAUGUCAAAGGAUACGCGGUCAGAGGUGCAGGUCUACGGAAACAGAUGUACGCGCAGAAGUUCCAGCUGAAGGGCGAACGCUUUGGUGGAGGUGGAGGAUUUUUUGGCAGAGGAAGGAGGGGUGGAUUCAGAGGGGGGCUCAAUCGACAGGGUGACACCUGCUACAAGUGUGGAGGGACCGGACACUGGGCCAUGGCCUGCAAGGGACCAGCCCCUCCACCUCCUGUUACUGAGGACCAGCCGGCUGAGGAGGUGCCGUUUGAACUGCCCACCCUGGAAGAGGUUGCCAGGGCAACAGGCACACUGCAUCCUCAGCCACUGGGGGCAUCUCCCAGUAUCACAGAGGAGCAGCCGCACCAAGAGAAGGAGGUGGACAGUAACCAUAAAGAGGAGGUGUUGCUGAAUGUGAUUCGUCCUGACUAUGAGCGUCCCGCCGCUCCACCACCAAUGGAACCACUUUAUCAUCUCAGAGAUGAUGGGAAAGUCCAGGAAACACCUGCUGAGGUUUUCGAAGCUCUAAAAGACAUCGGCUAUCAGUCAUUUAGACCAGGACAAGAGGAAGCCAUCAUGAGGAUCCUUUCGGGUCUCUCUACCCUUGUCGUGUUGUCAACAGGGAUGGGUAAAUCGUUGUGCUAUCAGCUCCCAGCCUACCUGUACGCUAAGAGAUCAAAAAGCAUCGCUUUGGUCAUUUCACCUCUAGUCUCACUAAUGGAUGACCAGCUGUCCGGCCUGCCAGACAAUCUGAAGGCAGCCUGUAUCCACUCCAACAUGACGAUGAAACAGAGAGAAGCUGCGAUAGAAAAGGUGAAGUCAGGCCAGGUGUGUGUGUUGCUCCUCUCUCCAGAGGCUCUGGUGGGUGGAGGCGGUUCAGGUUCAGGGUGUCUCCCCUCGGCUCAGGAGCUCCCUCCGGUGGCCUUCGCCUGUAUAGACGAAGCUCAUUGUGUCUCAGAGUGGUCUCACAACUUCAGACCCUGCUACCUCAGACUCUGUAAGGUACUUAGGGAGCGGUUGGGAGUGCAGUGCUUGCUGGGACUCACAGCCACGGCCACACUGUCCACUGCUAUGGACAUCGCACGGCAUCUGGACAUCACUGAUCAAGAUGGCAUUGCAGUUCGAUCCGCAGCAGUGCCUCAUAACCUGCAGCUGUCUGUGUCCAUGGAUAGAGAUAAAGAUCAGGCUUUAGUGUCCUUGUUGAAGGGCGAACGUUUUGGUUGCCUGGACUCCAUCAUCGUCUACUGCACCAGAAGAGAGGAGACUACUCGUGUGGCGGCGCUGCUCAGGACCUGCCUACAAGGAGUGCUUGUGAAAGAAAACAAACAGACCAACCAGGGCAGUCAGGCAAAACACAACCCCAUAGGACAAAGAAAGAAAGAUCUGGCAAGGAAGAAGAUACGUAAACCCUUGAAAUGGCAGUCUGAGUCGUACCACGCCGGCUUGUCGGGGUCAGAGCGCCGUCGUGUUCAGAACAACUUCAUGUGCGGGGAGCUCAGAAUUGUGGUGGCCACUGUGGCGUUUGGCAUGGGCCUCGAUAAAUCUGACGUCCGUGGUAUCAUCCACUAUAACAUGCCUAAGAGCUUUGAGAGCUACGUUCAGGAGAUUGGGAGAGCAGGAAGAGACGGAGAUCCAGCCCACUGUCACCUCUUCCUGGACCCUAAUGGUGGGGACCUUCAUGAGCUCCGCCGUCAUAUCUAUGCGGACACAGUGGACUACUACACAGUAAAGAAACUGGUCCAGAAGGUUUUCCCUCCAUGUAAAUGUAAACGGAUACACCAGAAACAACAGGAACUUGUAAAGGACAUUGAAGAUUCAGAGCUGAUGGAAAUGAUGGACGCGUGUGAUCAGGACAGCAGCCUGGACCCUCACGGUCUGCAGGACAAAGUACAUACAGACACACCAGUACCGUCUACUGCACAGGAGUCGUCACAUACUGAUUCAGUGGGACAAAACCUACAAGAGGGUAGAGAUGAAGGAGGGGAAAAGGAGGAGAAGAAAGAGGAGCAGACAGCUGAACACGAAGAAGCCGACGGUCCGAUGAAUGAAAAAAAGGACGUGGAGGCAAAAGGAGCCGGUGAUUGGCUAAAGGACCGGGAGGAGGAGAGCUGCGAUUGGCCCAGAGAGCGGGUGUGUCACACCCAUGAGAGAGCCAUUCCUAUCCAAGAAACUGUGGAGGCUCUGGACAUCACAGAGGAAGGUGUAGAAACGCUGCUCUGCUAUCUGGAGCUGCAUCCCCAGCGCUUUGUCGAACUCCUCCACCCGACGCUGUCUGUGUGUAAAUUCAGCUGCUAUGGUGGACCAAGACAGCUCCAGAAAAUCACUAAAAUCUGCGCCCCGAUUGCUGUGGUGUUGGCCAGAAAGCGGAUGGCGGGCGAGCAGGUGGAGACCUUUGAUCAGCUGGAGUUUGAUGUUGUCGAGGUCGCGGACACUAUGGGAUGGCAGCUUCCUCUGGUGAAGAGAGGACUCAGACAGCUGCAGUCGAGCAGCGUUGGCGGAAGUAGCGGUGUCCAUGUUGAACUGUCCUCCUUGUCUUUCUACUUCCGUUCCUUCGGCGACCUCAGCGAUGAGGAGAUGGACAGAGUUUGUCAGUUCCUCCAUAAUCGAGUGCAGAACCAAGAGAGAACACAGCUCUACCAGCUGACCGCCUGCUUCAAGGCCUUUAAAAGUGUUGCCUUCCAGAGUGCACAGUCCUGUCUCGAAGAUCUGGACGAGAGUCGCAGUCUCCAGCUGAAAGUCCUUCUCUCUGAGUACUUCGACAAGAGGCGAGACCGAGGCCUCAUGCUGGCACCAGUGGACAUCGAGGAGCUCGACAAAUAUAAGUUGUUGGACUGGGAGAAUCAGAUCAGAGCGGACAUCAGAAGUUUUCUCUCCAACCGAAGUGAUGAGAAGUUUUCUGGAAGAGCUGUUGCUAGGAUCUUGCAUGGCAUAGCCAGUCCUUGUUAUCCUGCUCAGAUCUACGGCAGGGACAGACGCUACUGGAGGAAGUACAUCCAGUUUGACUUCAACCAGCUCAUCAGACUGGCCACUCAGGAGAUCAUUCGCUUCAAAUGAGCGACCAAAUGCACAUACACAUACUUGUCUGCACACAUGCACUAUUCUCUAACUCCCCCACUCAUACUCCUCAUUCUGGUUUUGAUGGAUUUGGCCAGAAACACUUGUUAUGUUUCUCAUUUCACUUCGAUUCAAUCAUGUUGAAACAUUAAGUUAAGUGUUUAAACAUAUGGAUAAUAUACAUUUGUUUUUCUU